GAUGAUCAGAAUAAUGGCGAUGUUGUGAUGAUGGCUUGAAGAUGAUGGCGUUAGUUUUGUAGCUGAUGGACAAAACUGCAGCCGCAAAGCAGGGCGCCGCGACUUAAAACGACUUAUGACAGACGGAGUCACGUGACAGAAGCAAUGGUUUCAUGGUUUCAAUGUAACAUUUAGCUGAAACAAGACUUCGCAAGUUCCUGUAGGCUACAUGGGUGAACAAACAAUAGGAUGACUGAUACCGGUGGUGAGAGCGAUUCCGUAACCAGCCCUGGAACGUCCAACCCAAGGCCGUCGUCUUCUUUCGCCCUGGGCAAGGGAGCCUUGGUCGGACGCGUUUCCCUGGGCUCACCUCCUCCGGGCAGGCUUACCUCUCUGCGGUCCAGAGACCUCACACUAGGCGGCUACAAAAAGAAAACGUUUGUGCCCAAUGUGAACUCAGUGAGAAAGAGCAAAGAUGAGCUUCGAGGUGAAAGUCGCACACCACCUAAAAAGGAGAAACGGGAGGAUAGACAGCGGGAAUCCAGGAGGCGAAAGGAGAGACCUCAGGUCAUCCAGUCACACUCCAUCUUUGAACAAGGGCCUGCUGACACUCUCAGGAAAGUAGGUAGCUGGGGCAACACAGACCUAAGUGAAAGUGGAACAUCAGUAGUGACACGAUGUGUGAAAAAGGAAAAGAAGUUCUCCCAAGAAGAUGAAGAUGAAAUGCUACAAAAGUUGACUCGGGAUGAUUUUUUAGAUGACCCUGGCCUGAAGAAUGAUGAACGGCAGCGACCCAUUCAGCUUCCCCUCUAUCAAUCAAGCAGCUUCCUGCUCGAGUCUGCCCCCUCUGCCAAAGAGGACCCUAUGGCCAUAGAGCAUGCAGGCCCGAUGGCUGUAGCUGUGGGUGUGGGCUGUCUGGGCCCUCAGCAGCCUAGCGUGGGUGACCUGUUCAAGCAGCUGAGCGUCUCUGAGGGGGAGGAGCUACUCUUCAUUCAGCUACCUGAUGCCAUCCCCGGCCAACCAGCAUCCAGCAGCAGCAGCAGCAGCAGCAGCGCAGAGACGCCCACUAAAAAAGACAGCAAAUCUGAUGACAAGAAUCCACAUAAGGCUAAAGCACAGGAAGCGGUAGGGAAAGACAGCACGCCGGUUCUGGCGGACUUCUCAGAAGGGCUGAUUGGCAAACUGCAGGUCCGCAAGUCGGGGAAGGUCCAGUUGGUCCUGGGGGACGUGAAGCUGGACGUGUCCGAGGGAGCUGCCUUCUCCUUCCUGCAGCAACUGGUCUCGGUGCGUCUCUCCGACAGCCGCAGCGGUGACAUGAGUGUGCUGGGAAACGUCCAGCACAAGCUGGUCUGCUCUCCGGACUUCCAGACCCUCCUGCAGGGGGUCAAACGACCCCAAAGCUCCUCCUCUGAAAAGUCCUGACACAAGGAGCUGGAACUGACUGUGCUGCUUUUUUAUGUAUUUUAAGUGUAAAUAGAAUAUUUAAAGGUCACAUUUUUUGUACUUAACAGUUUGCUUCAGUGAAUGUAAAACAAAACAUUUUAAAAAGACAAGGCAUGUUAUUUUUUCUUAAGAAAAUGUUAACUGAAUAAAGGCACAAAAAUAGCAUACAAAAACAUGGUUCUCUUCUCUGAACAUGCAGUAAUGAUUGCCACCAUUAUUGUGGAAAUGCAUAGGUAUCUUUACUAGGUCUGAUUUUGGCUUCCAGAACAAAGCAUUUU
Molecule: messenger RNA, 1700 nt
Organism: Engraulis encrasicolus (European anchovy)
Lineage: Eukaryota; Metazoa; Chordata; Actinopteri; Clupeiformes; Engraulidae
Exons: 9
Coding region: 229-1401 (390 amino acids)
Biological process (GO): tRNA transcription by RNA polymerase III
Cellular component (GO): RNA polymerase III complex
Molecular function (GO): DNA binding
Source: RefSeq, a predicted model, not a curated record